Molecule: messenger RNA, 4169 nt
Organism: Xiphias gladius (swordfish)
Lineage: Eukaryota; Metazoa; Chordata; Actinopteri; Istiophoriformes; Xiphiidae
Gene: cald1b
Product: caldesmon 1b
Exons: 18
Coding region: 201-1994 (597 amino acids)
Biological process (GO): actin filament bundle assembly; angiogenesis
Cellular component (GO): actin cytoskeleton
Molecular function (GO): myosin binding; actin binding
Source: RefSeq, a predicted model, not a curated record
GGGAGCAGAGAGGCAGGCUUUGCCUUUUCUGGUAGUUCAAGCCACUGAAAGAACAAGCAGGAAUUCUUUGUGCUGCAGAGGGGCUGAGAUAUAAACCAGACUGUAGAAGUUGAUAUAUGAAGAGAGGGGAGACACUGCUAUCCAUGGACUAAACUUCAGCUACUGUUAAGUGAGAAAGUGCGAAAAAUCUUUUGGGCAUCAUGGACGAUGACUUUGACCGCCGCAUGGAGCUUAGGAGGCAGAGGAGAGAGCAGAUGCGCCUCGACGCUGAAAAGGUGGGCUACGCCAACGAUGAUGACGAGGAGGAAGCACGGGAGCAAAGGAGGCGUGCGAGGGAGGAGAGAAAGAAGAUGAAGGACCUAGAGGAGCCUGGUACCUCUGAUGAGAUCAACACUAACAGUGUAACAGAGACUGAGUCCUCUGCCACCACCACCAGCACCACCAGUGCUGAAGGGGCAGAUGAUGACCAGGCUUUGCUGGAGCGCCUGGCCAGGAGGGAGGAGCGCAGGCAGAAGAGAAUGAAGGAGGCCUUGGAGAGGCAGAAGGAGUUUGACCCCACCAUCGGCACCACCAACGGCACAGACAGCCCACUGGAAGAGCAGUCCUCCAUCACCAGCAGCAGACAGCAGCAUACAGAAGAAGAGGAGGAGGAGGAGAAGGAGGAGAAACCUGCCCAGGAGGAGGUAGCAGAGACUGAUACAAACUGCUGGAGGAAAGAGGAAGAAGAUAAGAAGGAAGAAGAGAAGGAAUUUGUUCUGGUGUCAAGAACAUCUGCCACAAGAAAUGAGGUGGAGCUUGAGGCUGCAGCAACAGAAGUAGAGGCUGAUCUUGGAAAGAAAGAUGCUGAUGAGGAAGCUGUUCCUGAUGUUGACAAGGAGGAAGAAGAAAGGAAAAGGAAAGAAGAAGAAGAAAGACAGCAAAAAGAAAUGGAAGAAAAGCUGAGGAUAGAAGAGGAAGAGAGGCAAAAAAAAAAGAAAGAGGAGGAGGAGAAGCCAAAGAAAUUUGGUUUUAAGGAAAAGAAUGAACCAGCCAAACAGAACGGAGCUUUCAUUGAGAAUAAGCUCAAGAAAAUAGAGAAGCCAUCAAGCAGGGACAACGCUUCCUCCUCAAAGGCAGAUGACGUGGAGCGACAGGAGGCCGACCGCAAGCUGCAGGAGCUGAAGCGCCGACGAAACAACGCAGAGAGCGAGGAGUUUGAGAAGAUGAAGCAGAAGCAGCAGGACGCAGAGAUGGAGCUGGAGGAGCUGAAGAGGAAGAGAGAGGAUAGGAGGAGGAUCCUGGAGGAGGAGGAGAGGCAGAGGAAGCAGGAGCUGGAGGACAAGAAAGCCAAGGAACAGGAGGAGAGGAAGAGGAUGAAGGAGGAGAUAGAGAAGAGGAGGGCAGAGGCUGCAGAGAAGAAGAAACAGAAGGAAGAAGACACCACAAAACCUGCCUUUACUAUCAGUCCCAAAGGCUCCUCCAAGAUUGGGGAGAAGGCAGAAUUCUUGAGCAAAUCAGCCCAAAAAAGCACUGCAGGCAGAGUGUCACACACUCCAAUUGUCUCCAAGAUAGGCAACAGACUGGAACAGUACACUUCAGCCAUCCAGGGAAACAAAGAAGCCAAAUCCCCCAAGUCUCCAAUGGCAGAUAUUCCUACAGGAGGCACGCGCAGCAUCAAGAGCAUGUGGGAGAAAGGCAACGUCGGCAGCGCCUCUGAAAGUCCAGCCCCUGCCAAUAAGGAUGUGAUUGGGAUCAAAGGAGGCGUAGCCGGACGUGUCAACAGUUGGAUGGCAAAGCCUGCAGAGGCGGAAAAGACAACACCGGCGCCUGCACCAGCAGCAGCACCAGCAGCAGCAGCAGCAGCAUCACCAGCAGCAGCAAAGCCAGCAGAUGUGAAACCAGGUGACGUUGGUAACAAACGUGGCAUGUGGGAAACCAAGAAGGGCUCUGCGCCUGCCAAGGUGGCAGUUGGAGGAAAGAGCAAGUUUGUCACAAAUGCAGGCGUAAGACCGUAACCGUUGACAUCUGCAUUUAAAUCAAACCUUACCUGAGCAAACACAAGGCUCUGCUACUGUACGUGCAUCCAUUUCCCUUCAACACACCUGCAUUUUGCAAGAUGUUCACACCAGAAUGGGGAAAAGACGAGGGACCAGGAUGAGUGACGUUAAAGGAUUCCAGCAUCAAAGUUUCCCGGCUUUAUUUUUAUGAUUCAUCUUUGCACUGUCUGCUCAUAUAAUAGUGAAAGGAUAUUGAUGCGUAUCCAUCAGACUUGACUUGAUUUUUUAUUUUAUGAAGAAAUUCAAACAUGUCAUACCUAGUAAGGGUUUUUCAGGGCAAAGUACCACAUGAUAAACGAUUAGUAGUUAACGAAGUAGAGUAUGUUGUAUCCAUCCGGUUAGUCCUCGUUGUUUUCAAUCCACAAAGUUGAAAUAGCAGCUUUAGCAAAUUUCAGAUGGCUUUGAGGAUGCGUAAACGUUACAUUGCUUUCAAGCCACACUGACAUGUCCACUCUUUUUGUGAUGCAUUCGGGCUUUUUAUGUUAUUGUCAUAUAGCUUAUACCCAUUAAUAAGCCUUUGUGUUUUAUUGUCAUACACAGUCACCGUUUUUUGGGGAUGCUAGUCACAGUUUAGACUCCAUAGAAAGCCUGUACAUAUUCAAUUUGUUUCAUUAUUUGGUACCACUUUCUCAUGAGGGACUCGUUACAGAAUAGUAAGUAAUGCCUUCCGUAGUGGUCAAUACAUCACAUACUAUUGCUUUAUAGAUCUGUUAUAAUUCAUUCAUUAAAAAAAACUUUGGGGUUGCUAAAUCGUGAAUAAUCUCUUUGUCUGUUGUUCACAGUUUUGGUCCCACUUUCUCAUAAGGAAUCCCUUAUCAAGGGAUUAUAAAUUGUAACUAAAGACUUCAGAGGUUAAUAAAUCAUUUAGUAAUGUGUUAUAGAUCAGCUAUAAGGCGGUUGGGAGGUGGGUCCACCACUUCCAGAGUAAAAACAUCUCAACAUCUACCGGAUAGAUUGUCAUGUAAUUUUGUAACAUUCAUGGUUCCCAGAGGAUGAAGCCUGCUGACCUUGGUGAGCCCCUGAGUUUUCCCUCUGGCGCCACUGUGAGGUUGAUCAUUUGGGGCUCUGAGUGAAAUGUAUCGUCAGUAAGUCGAUGGAUUGCCAUGAAAUUUGUUAGGGACAUUUACGUCCUUCUCAGGCUGAUUUGGAAUAACUCUGGUGAUCGUCUAACUUUCCAUCUGGCGCCAUCAUCAGGUCCAAAUUUUUCAUUUGUCCGAAACUUUGUGUUUAUGAGCAAACACCUGCACAACUGAACCGUAUUCCCAAUCUUCGACAGCUGCACUCUGUGUUUAUUGCUAAUUAGCAAAUAUUAGCAUGCUAACAAGCUAAAAUGAGAUGAUGGGUUGGGUGGAUUAUUGUAAAACCCUUCAUUAACGAUUUAUCAGCAUUUAUAACUGCAUGCUAGAUGGCUUAUAAUAAAGUGAGUUAUUAAUGGAUCGCCAACAUUUAUACUUGAAUUAAUACUAAAUAGAAAUAAUAACACCAGUAAAAGGGAUUUUUUUUUGAUAACCUGGAAACCUUAAACCCGUUCUUAUCAACAGCCUACAACUGAUCUAAAAAGCAUUAGUAAAUGACUUGUUGACUAUUAAUAAAGCUAUGGGUUUCCUUACACAAGAGUCCGUAGACCAGAAGAAAAUAUCAGUGGCACAUUUGGCCAGGACUGCAGCCAGAGUAACACAGUACACAAGUGGUUCAACAUUUCUUCCAACGACACCUGGGUUUCUGACCUUUCUGAAUCGUGGCAGUUUAAAAUCACAUUUAUUAUGUAAUAUAAACACGAGAGAAAGUAAAGUAAAAUGCGUGUGCAAGCGAGUAUCCACUGUAACAACGAUGCAGUGACCAAAUGCAAUUUAAUUUAACAAGCAAGUAACAGUCUGACUUCUUGCAUAUCUAUCAUAAGUUUACAUGCCACUGUCUUUAUAGUUUUAAUUGCAUUGCAGCAGCGGUAAAGGCUUGCAAGACAAUCGCUGUGUGCCCUCGUGUUUUAAUUACACCUGUAAUUAACUUUAAAUUGUAGCCUGGAGUUUCUAUUAGUCAGCAGUGCACAUGAGUUGAAUCCUGCCAAAUGUAUUGUGAGUCUUCCAGUAUUGUUGCGGUGGAUUGCUUUGUUUGAAUGUUUGAAAUUAUUGUUUG